Molecule: messenger RNA, 1200 nt
Organism: Ascoidea rubescens DSM 1968
Lineage: Eukaryota; Fungi; Ascomycota; Saccharomycetes; Ascoideales; Ascoideaceae
Exons: 2
Coding region: 87-1100 (337 amino acids)
Source: RefSeq, a predicted model, not a curated record
CUGCCAUCUACAAGUUGGAAUAAUCACCAUCCAAAAGAAAAGAGGUCCUUGUCAUGAUAGCUUCUUGAUGGUGUUUUACUUUUAAAAUGCAUGAAAAAUCUCCUAGCCCAACCCUUCCUCUAAAUUUACAAUCAAAUCAAAAACUUCCCUUUUUUUUGAUUCUUCAGUUAAGAAAAUCAAUCAAGCUAUUAGCUGAUAAAAACUUUUAUGAAAAAAUUGCUCUUAUUUUUGGUCCAGAAAAAAUUAAUACAACUUUAGCAUUCAUUGCAUAUUCUUCACUACUAAUUUGCGAGACCAUCAACAAUGUUCCCUUCUUAGUAAAUUCAUCCAAAUCUUUAUUUUUUGGUAUCAUUUCAAAUCCGAGAUCUCCCAUCAAUCUUUCUUCUAUUAAAAAUGGAGGAUUUUUAAUUUCCAAGAAUUUGAAAUUUCUAAAUUACUCAGACUAUUCAAACUAUUUACAUCAUAGUUCCACCUUAUGGAAAAAAUUAACCAAAUUUGCUUUUUGUUUAGAUUUAUUUUAUUCCUAUGUUGCUGAUGUUAUUAUUUUUAAUAGAUUGUUUAUUUUGCCUUCAAUGGUCCCUUCACUCAUUGAAAUCUUUGAAAAGAAACAGAAUGAGCCAAGUGAAAAGAGUGAAAAGAGUGAAAAAAGUGAAAAAAGUGAAAAUCAAAAAUAUGGAAACUUAAAAAGUGAAAAUCUAAGUGAGAAAGAUAAAAAUACUAAAAAUCUUAAAAAAAAACCAGUCUUUACUAUUCAAAAUCUAAUAACAGUAAACGAUUUCAUCUUACAAUUUUUUGAAAAUAUUGCGUUCUUGGGUGAGCAUAAAUUUGUGCCACGAUUCACUAAAAAAUCUCUCCUAUACUAUAAUAUAUCUUCAUUCAUUUGGCUAAUCAAUUUAGUUUUAACAAUAUAUCAAAAUUUAAAAUUAAACAACUUCAAAUAUAACCAUGAAGAAAUCUUUCCAGAUUUAUGUAAUAUUCCUUUAGCCAUUCAUUGGGCUCAUCCAAAAGGUGUGUUGUCUAAAUUUUAUCUUGGCUUGUUUGGAUUGUGUAAUGUUUGGAAUAGUAACUCAAGAAAUUGGGUUGAAAUUCAUAAUUUCUAAUUGCCCCUUUUUGUUUUUAUACACUAAUAUAGCAUGGUAUAAUACUAUAAUAAUUUAUACUAUUUUAUACUAUUUUAUACUAUAAUAAAGUCGUUUUUCC